This is a messenger RNA of Pochonia chlamydosporia 170, 1167 nucleotides long. RefSeq names its product cytochrome P450. Gene Ontology annotation, molecular function: oxidoreductase activity, acting on paired donors, with incorporation or reduction of molecular oxygen; monooxygenase activity; iron ion binding. Bases 1 to 1167 code for a protein of 388 amino acids. The record is from RefSeq and is a predicted model, not a curated record. Lineage: Eukaryota; Fungi; Ascomycota; Sordariomycetes; Hypocreales; Clavicipitaceae. The transcript is spliced from 5 exons.
AUGCCGAAUCUCGAGUCCUUAAUGUGUCGCCACAUUAGUGAGUUUAUCAAGACGAUUGGAUCACGAGAAGGACCGUUUGAUGUAGCAGUUGCAUGCCGCGCCCUUGAGGCGGAUAUUAUAUGUGCGUUUACCUUCAUUUGGACUCUCACCAGUGCUCUGCUGAACAUCUUUGAAGCCGAAUUCUCCUUUGGAAAGACCAUUGGAGCCAUCCGGGCAUGGAAUAAAGGCCAGAUUCUAGACACCAUUUCCAAAAACGAUGAAAAGGCAAGCUUGAUGCCGUUGCUUACACAUUACCCGCUACUGUACAAAUUUUGGACUCUCUGGGAGUAUCUAAAAUGUCAGAUACAAGAGACCGAAGCUACCUCGUAUUUACAAGGGCUCGAACAAUUUGACAAGUGGUCAUAUGAGGCAUGGGGUUCCAACUUCGACAUUCAAAAGCCAAUCAAGUCGCCAUUUCCGAAUCUCAUUCGAUCAAUGGUCGCCGCUGGCUUAGCACCGCAAACUGCACUUUCGGAAGCAAAGGAGAACAUGGGGCCGGGAACUGACACGACCUCUGGAUCUUUGGCGCAUAUUCUAUACGCACUUUCACACAAUCCCCAGUACCAAGAACUUUUGUAUAACGAUAUUUCCAGAGAAGAGUUUACAGCGGACAUGUCAAGGCUGGAAAACAUCCCUCGGCUGAAAGCCUGCGUCAAAGAAGGGGUUCGAUGGGCUGGCACAGCGGCCGCCAUGCUUCCAUGCAUCGUUCCAGCCGGUGGUGUGGAGCUUCAUGGCCAAGUAAUACCCGAAGGAACUGUGCUGACAUCUUCUCCAACUUGGUACCUGCGAGAUGCGGAAGCAUUCCCCGAGCCUGACCUGUUCAACCCAUAUCGAUGGAUAGAUGAAACGGGGCGCCUAACGGAGAACAAACUAAGGGACCAGUUUUACAUACCAUUUUCCAAGGGCACAAAUGUGUGCAUUGGGCUUCACUUCUCUUACUACGAAAUAUAUGUUAGUGUCGCAAAAGUUAUUGAAAACUUUCUCAUUCUACCGCAAGAUGCCCCAGAAUGUGUCCCAGUCGAACGGCAAGCAGUUCGUGACUGGAACCUGGUGCAGCUGCCUAGACGAAAGGAAUGGGUUGCAGCGGUCUUAUUAGACCCUUUAUUGAUUAAGCUUGUUCCUCGAUGA